AUGGCCACCGAGAUCGACAAAGAAGCUUGCAGGGCGGCAUACAGCCUGGUGCGCGACCACGGCUCGGCCGUCAUCUGGGUGACUUUUAAAUAUGACGGCCCCACCAUCGUCCCAGGCGACCAGGGAGCGGAGCACCAGCAGUUCAUCCAACAGUGCACAGAUGAUGUCCGGUUGUUUGCCUUUGUGCGCUUUACCACCGGUGACGCCAUGAGCAAGAGCUCCAAGUUCGCCCUCAUCACGUGGAUCGGUGAGAACGUCAGAGGGCUGCAGCGCGCCAAGACUGGCACGGACAAGACCCUGGUGAAGGAGGUGGUCCAGAAUUCCACAAAGGAGUUUGUGAUCAGCGAUCGAAAGGAGCUGGAGGAAGAUUUUAUCAAAAGUGAGCUGAAGAAGGCUGGAGGAGCCAAUUACGAUGCCCAGAUUUAGUAGCCCCAGCCCUGUGCCCCUGCCAAGCCAUCAGCCUGCUCCUCGCGGAAGGGGCCACGACACCAGCCCUCCAGGGAAGGGAGAAGUGCUGAGCGGUACUGGCCGCCACCUGUGCCUGUGGCCCUAGCCCCCCUCUCUGCCUCCCUCAUGCCCCUGCCCUGGCCUGUUUCACAGAGCUCAUGAAACAUUUUUCUUUGAUCUA
This is a messenger RNA of Jaculus jaculus (lesser Egyptian jerboa), 628 nucleotides long. RefSeq names its product coactosin-like protein. Gene Ontology annotation, biological process: regulation of actin filament polymerization. Bases 1 to 426 code for a protein of 141 amino acids. The record is from RefSeq and is a predicted model, not a curated record. The transcript has a single exon. Gene Ontology annotation, molecular function: actin filament binding. Lineage: Eukaryota; Metazoa; Chordata; Mammalia; Rodentia; Dipodidae. Gene Ontology annotation, cellular component: site of polarized growth; cortical actin cytoskeleton; plasma membrane.